This is a messenger RNA of Ochotona princeps (American pika), 7467 nucleotides long. Its product is annotated as transformation/transcription domain-associated protein-like. Gene Ontology annotation, biological process: DNA repair; regulation of DNA-templated transcription. Lineage: Eukaryota; Metazoa; Chordata; Mammalia; Lagomorpha; Ochotonidae. Gene Ontology annotation, molecular function: transcription coregulator activity; protein binding. The record is from RefSeq and is a predicted model, not a curated record. Gene Ontology annotation, cellular component: NuA4 histone acetyltransferase complex; nucleus; SAGA complex.
AUGGUAUUUGUGCCUCAGCUGGCAGUAGCAAUUAAGCAUUUGUUGCUUGUAGGUUGUUCAUCUUUGACGAUUGUCGCCAAUUCCUUCUUGGAGAAUCCAACUACCUCUGCCUUGUUGGCUACCAUUCUGGUGGAGUUUCUCCUGGACCGCCUGCCAGAGAUGGGCUCCAACAUGGAGCUCUCCAACCUGUACCUCAUGUUCAAGUUGGUCUUUGGCUCCGUCUCCCUGUUUGCAGCUGAAAAUGAGCAGAUGCUGAAGCCUCAUCUGCACAAGAUCCUGAACAACUGAAUGGAGCUUGCGCAGACUGCCAAGGAGCUCUACAACUACUUCCUGCUGCUCCGGGCGCUCUUGCGCUCUAUUGGUGGGGGUAGCCAUGACCUCCUGUACCAGGAGUUCCUACCCCUCCUCCCAAACCUCCUGCAAGGUCUGAACAUGCUGCAGAGCGGCCUGCACAAGCAGCACAUGAAGGACCUCUUCGUGGAGCUGUGUCUCACAGUGCCUGUGAGGCUGAGCUCUCUGCUGCCCUAUCUGCCCAUGCUGAUGGAUCCCCUAGUGUCCGCGCUCAAUGGCUCUCAGAUGUUGGUCAGCCAAGGCUUGCGGACUCUGGAGCUGUGUGUGGACAACCUGCAGCCCGAUUUCCUCCAGGACCACAUUCAGCCCCUGCUCACUGAGCUCAUGCAGCACAUUGAAUUUUAUGCUCUAUGGCGCACUUUACGCAACCCUGCCGACAGCAUCUCUCAUGUGGCCUACCGUGUGCUGGGGAAGUUCGGUGGCAGUAAUCGGAAGAUGCUGAAGGAAUCCCAGAAGCUGCACUAUGUUGUGACCAAAGUUCAAGGCCCUAGCAUCACUGUGGAGUUUCCUGACUGCAAAGCAUCUCUGCAGCUCCCCAUGGAGAAGGCCAUUGAAACCGCUCUGGACUGCCUGAAGAUUGCCAACACAGAGCCCUACUACUGGCGGCAGGCAUGGGAGGUGAUCAAGUGUUUCCUGGUGUCCAUGAUGAGCCUGGAGGACAACAAGCAUGCGCUGUACCAGCUCCUGGCCCACCCCAACUUCAAAGAGAAGACCAUCCCCAGCGUCAUCAUUUCCCAUCGCUACAAGGCUCAGGACACGCCAGCUUGGAAGACAUUUGAGCAGGCCCUGACCGGGGCCUUCAUGUCGGCUGUCAUCAAGGCUCUGCAGCCCAGCACCCUGCCCUUUGUGGCCAGCCUUAUUCACCAUUACACCAUGAUGGCUGUGGCCCAGCAGUGUCCAUUCUUGCUGCCUUGCUACCAGGUGGGCAGCCAGCCCAGCACUGCCAUGUUUCACCGUGAAGAGAAUGGGUCCACGGGGAUGGACCCUCUGGUUCUUAUUGACGCCACAGCUAUUUGCAUAGCCUAUGAGGAAAAGGAGCUGUGCAAAAUCGGAGAGGUGGCCUUAGCCAUGAUCUUUGAUGUCGCAAGCAUCAUCCUGGGCUCCAAGGAGAGGGCAUGCCAGCUGCCUCUGUUCUCCUACAUCGUGGAGCAUUUGUGCGCAUGCUGUUACGAGCAGGCUUGGUAUGUGAAGCUGUGGGAUGUGGUGUCCAUCAAGUUCCUUAUGGUGCGGCUUCCUCUCACCUGGGUUCUGCAGAACCAGCAGAUGUUCCUCAAAGCGCUCCUCUUUGUCAUGAUGGACCUGACUGGAGAGGUUUCCAAUGGGGUCGUGGCCAUGGCCAAGACCACCCUGGAACAGCUCCUGAUGAGGUGUGCGACUCCCUUGAAGGACGGGGAGCGGGCCAAGGAGAUUGUAGCGGCCCAGGAAAAGUCUUUCCAGCACGUGACACAUGAUCUGGUGUGAGAAGUCACCUCUCCAAACUCCACCAUGAGAAAGCAGGCUAUGCAUUCCCUGCAGGUAUUGGCCUAGGUCACCAGGAAAAGUGUGACGGUGAUCAUGGAGCCCCACAAAGAGGUGCUGCAGGACAUGGUCCCACCCAAGAAGCACGUGCUGCUCCACCAGCCCGCCAACGCGCAGAUCGGCCUCAUGGAGGGCAACACAUUUUGCACCACGUUGCAGCCCCAACUCUACACCAUGGACCUGAACAUGGUGGAGUAUAAGGUGUUCUACACAGAGCUGCUGAACUUGUGUGAGGCUGAAGACUCUGCUCUGACAAAGCUGCCUUGUUACAAAAGCCUCCCGUCGCUUGUACCCCUGCGAAUCACAGCCCUGAAUACACUCGCAGCCUGCAACUACCUUCCUCAGUCCAGAGAGAAGAUCAUCGCUGCACUCUUCAAAGCCCUCAAUUCCACCAACAGUGAGCUGCAGGAGGCCGGGGAAGCCUGCAUGAGAAAGUUUCUAGAAGGUGCGACCAUAGAAGUGGAUCAGAUUCACACCUACAUGCACCCUCUGUUGAUGAUGCUGGGAGAUUAUCGGAGCCUCACCCUGAAUGUUGUGAAUAGGCUGACGUCCGUCACGAGGCUCUUCCCAAAUUCCUUCAAUGAUAAAUUUUGUGAUCAGAUGAUGCAACAGCUGUGCAAGUGGAUGGAGGUGGUUGUCAUCACCCAUAAAGGGGGCCAGAGGAGCGACGGAAAUGAAAGCAUUUCAGAGUGCGGGAGGUGUUCCUUGUCUCCAUUCUGUCAGUUUGAGCCUGCCAUGGAAGGGGUAGAGGAGAUGAAGAUCUGUUCGGCCAUUAUCAACCUUUUCCACCUGAUCCCAGCUGCACCUCAGACCCUGGUGAAGCCUUUGUUAGAGGUUGUCAUGAAAACAGAGCGGGCCAUGUUAAUUGAGGCGGGCAGUCCUUUCCGAGAACCCUUGAUCAAGUUCCUGACUCGGCACCCUUCACAGAUGGUGGAGCUUUUCAUGAUGGAAGCCACUCUGAAUGACCCGCAGUGGAGCAGGAUGUUCAUGAGUUUCUUGAAGCACAAGGAUGCCAAGCCCCUGCGGGACAUGCUGGCUGCCAACCCCAACAGGUUCAUCACGCUGCUGCUGCCAGGUGGUGCACAGACAGCUAUGUGCCCCGCUUGCCGCACCAGGUGCCUGGACCUCCAGUUCCAGGCUAUCAAGAUCAUAAGCAUCAUAGUUAAGAAUGAUGACUCUUGGCUGGCCCAUCAGCAUUCUCUGGUGAGCCAGCUGCAUCACGUCUGGAUCAGUGAGGCCUUUCAGUAAAGAUACCGCAAGGAGAACAUGGCGGCCACCAACUGGAAGGAGCCAAAGCUGCUGGCCUAUUGUCUGCUCAACUACUGCAAAUGGAACUACGGAGACAUAGAACUGCUGUUCCAGUUGCUGUGAGCCUUCACUGGCCGUUUUCUCUGCAACAUGACAUUCCUAAAAGAGUAAAUGGAGGAAGAGAUUCUGAAAAAUUAUAGCAUCUCCCAGAAACGUGCCCUGUUUUUUCGCUUUGUAGACUUCAACAACCCCAAAUUUGGUGAUGAACUGAAGGCCAAGGCUCUGCAGCAUAUCUUGAAUCCGGCUUUCUUGUACAGCUUUGAGCAGGGGGAAGGAGAGCAGCUCUUGGGACCUCCCAACCCAGAGGGAGACAACCCAGAGAGCAUCACCAGCGUGCUCAUCACCAGUGCGGUCCUCGACCCAGAGAAGCAGGCGGUCAUGCUGGACUCGCUGAGGAUCUACCUGCUGCAGUACACCACGCUGUUGGUGGAGCACGCCCCGCACCACAUCCACGACAACAACAAGAACCUCAACAGCAAGCUGUGCUGCCUCAUGACCUUCGCAUGGCCCUGCCUGCUCUCCAAGGCCUGCGUGGAUCCUGCCUGCAAGUACAGUGGACACUUGCUGCUGGCACACAUCAUUGCCAAGUUUGCAAUACAUAACAAAAUCGUCCUUCAGGUGUACCACCGUCUGCUCAAGGCCCAUGCCAUGGAAGCACGCGCCAUUGUCAGACAGGCGAUGGCCAUUUUGACGCCUGCAGUGCCUGCCCGGAUGGAGGACGGACACCAGAUGCUGACCCACUGGACCCGGAAGAUCAUCGUGGGGGGGCAUACAGUUCCGCAGCUCAUUCACAUCCUACACUUGAUAGUGCAGUACUUUAAGGUGUACUACCCGGUGCGCCACCACCUGGUACAGCACAUGGUGAGCGCCAUGCAGAGACUUGGCUUCAUGCCCAGUGUCACCAUGGAGCAGAGGAGGCUAGCUGUGGACCUGUCAGAGGUUGUCAUCAAGUGGGAGCUCCAGAGGAUCAAGGCCAGCAGUGUGUGUGUUAAGCCAGAUUCAGAUGUGGACCCCAGUUCCAGUGGAGAAGGCAUCACAUCUGUGUCAUCGUCCAUCAAAAGGGGCCUGUCAGUGGACUCUGCACAGGAAGUGAAGCGCUUCCAGACGGCUACUGGCGCCAUUAAUGCUGUGUUCGGGCGGAGCCAGUCAUUGCUGGGAGCUGACUGUCUUCUGUCCAAGCCCAUUGACAAACAGCACACAGACACCGUGGUGAAUUUCCUCAUCCGUGUGGCCUGUCAGGUGAAUGACAACACCCACACGGCUGGGUCCCCUGGGGAGGUGCUGUCUCGCCGAUGUGUCAACCUCCCCAAGACCGCCUUGCGCCCAGACAUGGGGUCCAAGUCUGAACUUAAGCUGCAGUGGUUCGACAAGCUGCUGAUGACUGUGGAGCAGCCAAAUCAGGUGAACUAUGGGGACGUUUGCACGGGGCUGGAGCUGCUGAGCUUCCUGCUGACAGUAUUGCAGUCGUCUGCCAUCCGCAGCAGCUUUAAGCCCCUGCAGCUCAGGAUUGCUGCCUGCAUGGCAUGCCACCUGCGAGCCGUGCACAGCCUCCUCUCACGCCUCAUGAGCAUCUUCUGGACAGAGCCGAGUACUUCCAGCGUGGCCUCCAAGUACGAAGAGCUCAAGUGUCUGUAUGCGGCUGUUGGGAAGGUCAUCUAUGAUGGACUCCCCAGCUACGAGAAGGCCGUCAGUGCUAACCCCUCGCAGCUCUUCGGGACUCUCAUGAUUCUCAAGUCCGCCUGCAGCAACAACCCGAGCUACAUAGACAGGCUGAUCUCGGUGUUCAUGCGCUCCCUGCAGAAGAUGGUGUGAGAGCAUCUUAGUCCACAGACGGCGGCGGGGAGCACAGAUGCAGCCUCAGGGGCUGAAGUGCUGCCACUGCCGUCUGAGGGUAAGCUGUUCGAUAGUAACUGUGUCCACACACCCUGGCAUCUGGUGUCUGCCUUAGGCUCACCUUUGUCCCUGCCUCUGCAGCUCCUCCUGGCCGUGUGUGAGAAAAGCACGCCCAUUGGUACCAGCUGCCAGGGGGCCAUGCUCCCGGCCAUCACCAACGUCAUCAACCUGGCCGACAGUCAUGACCGAGCCACAUUCGCCAUGGUCACGCACGUCAAGCAGGAGCCCCGGGAACGGGAGAACAGCGAGUCCAAAGAGGAGGAUGUAGAGAUAGAUAUUAAACUGGCUCCUGGAGAUCAGACCAGCACGCCCAAAACCAAAGAACUUUCCAAAAAGGACAUUGGGAACCAGCUGCAUAUGUUGACCAACAGACAUGACAAGUUUCUUGGUACCCUGAAGGAGGUGAAGGUCUGUGCGCAUGACUGCAGGGAUGGUGGGGGGGGCCGCCAGUCUCCUCCCACCCCUUACCUGAGCGGGCAUGUGAACGCACUUUCCAAUGGUGGGACUCAGUGUCCUGUUCUCCAGCAGCUGCAGCAGGGCCUGGCCAAGUGCUACUCGGUGGCAUUUGAGAAGACCCGAGCUGUGUCUGAUGCCAAAAUCACCCCCCACACUCUCAACUUCGUCAAGAAGCUGGUGAUCACAUUUGGUGUGGGCCUGGAGAACAUGUCCAACAUGUCCACUAUGUUCUCCAGUGCCGCCUCUGAUCUGGCCAGGCGGGCACAGGCCACUGCCCAGGACCCCGUCUUCCAGAAGCUCAAGGGCCAGUUCACGACCGAUUUUGACUUCAGUGUUCCGGGUUCCAUGAAGCUUCAUAAUCUGAUCUCUAAGUUGAAAAAGUAGAUCAAGAUCCUGGAGGCCAAAACCAAGCAGCUUCCCAAAUUCGUCCUCAUAGAAGAAAAGGGCCGCUUCCUGAGCAAUUUCUUGGCACAGACAGCUGAGGUGGAAAUCCCAGGGGAGUUCUUGAUGCCCAAGCCAAUGCAUUAUUACAUCAAAAUCAUGCGGUUUAUGCCCAGGGUGGAAAUCGUGCAGAAGCACAACCCGGCAGCCAGGAGGCUGUACAUCCAUGGGCACAACGGCAAGAUCUCCCCAUACCUGGUCAUGCACGACGCCUGCCUCACAGAGUCGAGGCGAGAGGAGUGUGUGCUGCAGCUGCUGCGCAGGCUGAACCCCUGCCUGGAGAAGAGGAAAGAGACCACCAAGAGGCACCUGUUUUUCACAGUGCCCUGGGUCAUGGCUGUGUCCCAGCAGAUGCGCCUUGUCGAGGACAACCCCUCCUCGCUGUCACUCGUGGAGAUCUACAAGCAGUGCUGUGCCAAGAAGGGCAUCGAGCAUGACAAGCCCAUCUCCCACUACUACCACCAGCUGGCCACUGUGCAGGCGCGGGGCACCCAGGCCAGCCAUCAGGUCCUCCGAGACAUUCUCAAGGAGGUGCAGAGCAACAUGGUGCCGCACAGCAUGCUCAAGGAGUGGGCGCUGCACACCUUCCCCAACGCCACCGACUACUGGACCUUCCGCAAGAUGUUCACCAUCCAGCUCGCGCUCAUCGGCUUUGCCAAGUUCGUCCUGCACCUCAACAGACUCAACCCCGAGAUGUUACAGAUCGCUCAGGUGAGUGGAAAGCUCAACAUUGCCUACUUCCAAUUUGACAUCAACCACGUGACCGGGGACCUAGAUGCCAACCGCCCUGUCCCUUUCCGCCUCACCCCCAACGUCUCUGAGUUCCUGACCACCAUCAGGGUGUCUGGCCCGCUGACUGCCUCCAUGAUCACCGUGGCACGGUGCUUGCCCAACUUCAAGGUGGACGGCAUUCUCAAGACGGUGCUCUGUGAUGAGAUCAUCGCGUGGCACAAGAAGACGCAGGAGGACACCUCGUCGCCGCUGUCAGCCGCAGGGCAGCCUGAGAACAUGGACAGCCAGCAGCUGGUCUCCCUGGUGCAGAAUGCCGUCACGGCAGUCAUGACCCGCCUGCACAACCUGGCCCAGUUCGAGGGCAGGGAGAGCAAGGUGAACACCCUGGUGGCCACUGCCAACAGCCUGGACAACCUGUGUCGCAUGGACCCUGCCUGGCACCCGUGGCUGUGACCACCCUGGCUCCCAGGCUGCUGUGGCUGACUGAUGGUCGGGAGCCCUCGCCUGCUCACUCGCUCCCCUGAAGCCACGAGGGGUGGAGCUGCAGGGUCACAGCACCAUGUCUUGAGGAGUGUCGGGGCCGCGGCCGCCCCGAGGGGUGGGGCUUCCCCUUUGGAGCCGCUUUGUGGCUCUUUUUAUGGUGUUCCUCCCCAUGUGGGAUUGCAGGUUGCACAUAUGUGUGUUUUAAAAUCCCCUUGAGAAAUAACGGCCGCAGUGGCCCUGCAGCAGCCCCAGGAAACCACCAUGGCGUCCAGCAGCAGGGCGUGG